Postia placenta MAD-698-R-SB12 is the source of this 1188-nucleotide messenger RNA. RefSeq lists its product as hypothetical. The coding region runs from base 1 to 1188 and encodes 395 amino acids. The record is from RefSeq and is a predicted model, not a curated record. Lineage: Eukaryota; Fungi; Basidiomycota; Agaricomycetes; Polyporales; Adustoporiaceae. The transcript has 4 exons.
AUGUCGCCAUCUCUUCUCGAUGCGAGGGAGCUGACUGCGUCGAUCAGUGACAACUUUGCGCGGGAUGCUUCAGCUCCCCCUGAUUCUGACCUUCCUGCUAAACCCAAGGUUGCAGAUGAGACAACUAUCGAUGCAUCGCCUCUUAAUGAAUCUGAAGCUAUCUCGAUACUUGCUGCGGACGCAGAUCGUGAUCUCGUUCAGGAAUUACGGACUGAGUUAGAUCCUGCCACGAUCUGCCAAGGACAUGAUCUUCAGGACCCGAACGCCGACUCGAUUAUCCCUGCUUCAUCCGGCUCAGGGAACGAAGUGCCCUCGCAGCCGGACCGCGAGGACCAGAGUCCACCCAUUCUCCACGCAGAAGAUAAGGUCGUGAGGCCAGCGUCACCUGUUGAUGAGGCUGUAGGCCGCAUGGUGGCCGACGACGAGCGACCACCGCAAGAGGCGGAGCGCGUGGCAUCAAUGGCGCCCGGUAUUGAGGAGACUGCGGGACGCUCCCCGUCUCUUCUCACCUCAUCUCUCGAACAAGGCGAAGUUACCAUGUCCGCUCCUGCGAGCGAUUCUGCUUCCACAAUUGAGGAAGGCCAAAUUACACCUGUCCAUCGGACGCAGGAGAUUACCGCGGUGUCAUCCACGGACAAAGCCAUCAUCGGCACCGAGCCUGCGGAUAUCCCGAUCCAACAGACUGCUACCGUCCCGGAAGCCCCGCCGUCCAUCUCAACUGCCAUUCCGAAUGUUGUUGUCUUCGGCUGCGCGCGGGGCACUUCUGAUAACCACGUUCUCUUCGAGUUCGACGUCAGUCCCGAACAGCAUGCUCUCGUAUCGAAGUGGAUAACCCGGUAUGAAACGAGAGAAUGCCUUUCGUUCGGAUGUUACUCGUUCGACGAGUGCGUAAAGAGGACCGAGGAACCGGGCGUGAGUCUCGAGACCCUCACGAUCGAUGUCCCUACAAGCUGGCCCAGGGACGGACGGCUCUGGGCGCAGUUGCAAAACGCGGCUGGGGAACAUAACGUGAUGCUCUCUCCGCCGUUCAUGCCAAAGUCCCAGAGCUUCGUGGACCUUAGCCGCUCCGUGGCGGUGGGCAAGAACACUCUGCGGGUCUACCAGCUCCGCGACCACUCUGACUGUGUGUUCGCUUCGCUGAAGUGCGAGAGCGACGAGAUCACGAAGACAACUGGAACAAAUUUUUGA